CCCUUUCAGAAUUUUGAAAAUCUUUUUUCACAACGGAUUUCUGAAAUUUCAUGGUUGCUUGCUGAUUGAUAAACAAAAAUGUAUUCAAAUCAUCCAAAUGAUUAUUAUGCAAAGUCACGUUGGAAUAUCAAAAGGAACUCAAGUUCACCGAGAGGAGAAAGAUCAACAGACUCGAUGGAAAAAAGAUGUACAAAUUCUUGGAACAGAUCAGGACCAUCUUCGAAUAACUUCACAGACAAUUAUAAUAGAUCAAAUUCUUAUUAUAAUUAUUCAAAAGAAAACAAUCAAAGAUCAGAUGGACCUCAAAUUCAACAAUGGAGACGUAACUUAUAUAAUGACACACAAAGCACACGGCAAAACUACGAACAAUCGUACUACUAUAAUAAUCAUAGCUCAUAUCAUGAACCCUACAAAAAAUAUAGUCACAAAAAAGGACAUAGAAAAUAUAAAAAACAAUCAAAGUUUGAGAAGUUUUCGUCUGAUUCUAAUGAAAAAAGUUCAUCAAUAAUAAGUGAAAUGCUUAGAAAAAAUCCUUACAAUUCUGAUAAAGAUAAAAAGUUGAAAUCCUUUACACAUCAGAUGAGUGGAAACAAGAAUACAGGUGACGAUUACGACAAAUUAAAUAACAAUAAAAGUCCUUCAUAUACACCGCCAGUAAAGCGACCAAAAGAAUGCGAUUCAGAGGAAAUAUUGCAAACAUUCAAAGAAGAACAUCAAACAGAAAGAAAAAAGAAAGUUGGAGUACUUGAACUACCGAUGCCUCCCAUUUUCCAUCAACAUUCCAAAGACAGACAAUCGAAGAAAUUAAUUAAACAUAAAAGUGAUGACAAUUUAAUUUCAACAACACCAGAAUUUCGACCUGAACAGUUUAAACAUCGCGAAACACAUUACAAAGAGAUUUGUGAUCAUUUGUAUUCUAAUCCAAUGAUUGUGUCACCAAUUCAAAGUUUUAAUAAUAAUUCUAAAUGCAUGUCAUCCUCGAAAAUUGCUCGUCCUCAAAUUAUCAAUCGAAAUUGUCAACAACAUGAAUUGUUUUGUGAACGAAAUCUUAGCAGCUUCAAUAUUCUUGAGAAAAUUGGCGAAGGAACUUAUGGAAAAGUGUUCAAGGCAGUUGACUCGCUUACAUUAAAUCUUGUUGCUUUGAAAUAUGUGCGAAUGGAGAAGGAGUACGAUGGAUUUCCGAUUACAGUUCUUCGCGAGAUAAACAUUCUUCGAAAGCUUAAACAUAAAAACAUUGUAAAUCUUCUUGAAAUUAUUCAUAAUGAUUCGAUGAAUUCAAAACAUCAAGGAACAUAUUUAGUGUUUGAGUAUGUUAAUCAUGAUUUGAUGGGACUUUUGGAUAAUCAAUCGAUGGUGUUUGACGAGAUUGCAAUUUAUCAAAUAUUCAAACAAAUUUUAGAAGGAAUUCAUCAUUGUCAUUGUGAAAAUAUUCUUCAUCGCGAUUUGAAAGUUUCAAACAUUUUGGUGAGCAAUGAAGGUGUUGUGAAAAUUGCUGACUUUGGACUUGGACGUCAUUGGCAAGCAGAGCGACCAUUUACAAACAAAGUCAUCUCAUUGUGGUAUCGUCCAAUUGAACUGUUGUUGGGAGAAGAAAAGUACAAUCGAUCAGUUGAUAUGUGGAGUUUGGGUUGCAUCUUCGGUGAACUUUUUCAACGUAAACCUGUUUUCACUUUCAAUACUGAGAUCGGAAUGAUUAGAGGAAUAUUUGAUCUGUGUGGAACACCAACCAAACAUUCAUGGCCAGAAGUCAAACUUUUGCCUGGUUAUGGAGCAUUACACCCCAAGUGGUGCAUUAGAAAGCUUUCUGAAACAUUUAAAUUUAUUAUUCCAACUUUAGCAUUAGAUUUACUUGAUAAAAUGUUGUGCUUAAACCCAAAAAAUCGAAUCACAGCUGAAGAAGCUUUAAAGUCAAAUUGGAUUAUGUUAAUGGAUGAGAAGAAAAUCACAAAAAAGCUCAACAUUCCUACUGAUCAAGAUUGUCAUGAACUGACCAUUAAACUUCGUCAUAAAUAUGAAUUGCUUAUUGAAUGAUUAAAUUACAAAAAUUAUUUACAGAAAUGUAUUUUUUAACAGUGAAUAAAUACAAAAUUACUUCGAUAGUAUGCAACAUUAAAAUGUGUAAAACAAGUUUCAGAU
Messenger RNA from Clunio marinus, 2136 nucleotides. The record is from the annotation of a GenBank genome assembly. Lineage: Eukaryota; Metazoa; Arthropoda; Insecta; Diptera; Chironomidae.